AUGUCAGAACCGAAGCGGUCGAACAAAUCAGGCUUUCAACGGGGAUUCUUACUGCGAAAGAGCUCCUCCGUGAAUGGUCGUCGAACUCGAUCGGCGGGACGGCACCAGUCCGCGCCAGUCCGUUACAGUACUCCUGUACCUGCUGUACCGAUUAAAUCGUCAACUCUGAUUGAAUGGGAAAAGGAGGAAACGCCCCGGGAUACCUCUCUACUUUUUGUGAGCGAGCAGAACCAAAUUGCGGAAGGUCCGUCGAGUGUAUCACCAUCGACUGCGAUCGGCGAAACGGCUAUCACUUCCUUGUCCCUCGCUGGUUUGGGAGAAAGUGAGUUAACGAACGACAGAAAUACCUUGGGGCUUGUGGAGACGUCUUCAAGGCGACGCGUUGAGAUCCUGGAGGAAGAAUCAAAUUUGGACGGUCCCAUUCCCAGACUGUCAGCCUCUCCUUGGCGCGGCAUGACUGAAGUUGAACGAGACGUGGAAGGCGCGGAGGCGCCGAUAUCGGGAACUUUAUCCUUGAUGAGCCCAAAGGUAUUAUCGAAUAAGAAAGCCUCGAGACCCUUGAUUCAGAUUAUAGAAAAUGAUGUGAAAAUGGACGCUGUGGCCACGGAGGCCGCCCGGAACGACAUCCAGUCAUUGCGGCGCCCAGAAUCUCACACGGCGUCGUUUUCUGCCGAGAGUCCGACCGCGGAUACAGUCGCUACGAACAAGAUCACCAUGGAUCAGGUUCUACAAUCGGGCCCGGCCUUCGGCACUCUGAAUCGGGAACUCGCAGUAACACUGCUCCGUUUGCGUAGCAAGCGUUCCACCACGUGGGGACGUGAUGCGCUACUCUUGGUCGCCAAUGAGACCUUGAUGCGACCAUCCGAACAUCAGACUUUUAUCUGGUCCACAAUCCUGGAUCAGCUGCUGCUGCAGCGAUCGAGAUUGGCCGAGCUUCGCUUGGGGGUCGUCCUAUGGGAAUACCUCCCGGAGUCAAUACUGCUUGUGCUAGAAACACCUGACCACAGAGUAGCACGCCAGCGGGCUUUGGCGUUCAUUGCAAUUUUGAAAUACUGGAUACAGCAGAAAAAAAGCCCUAAUUUGCUGUCGGUCAAGCUGCUGGACUACAGUAUGCAGCAAGUUGUAUCACUAUUGACAAAGGUGGCUUUGGGGUCUAAUAAACGUACAGUGUUGACUCAGCAGACUAUUGACAUAGUUCUUGAGCUGGUGGCAUUGGCGGCAAAUCGUCUCAUUUUAUUAAAGGAGGAAGGGGAUUGCAGUUUGGAUGCGGCUGCUUUACAAUCCCAUAUUUGGCAAAACGCAAGUAGCUUGAACAAGCUUUGGGAAUUUCAGCAGCAAUGGCUCAAUCCAGGAAACGUAAGGUGGCAGACCGAUUCGACUUGCAUUGCGGACGAAUGCCGACUCAUUGUUCUAUCGGAUUGGCGAGAAUUGUACACCAGCUACCAAUGCGCGCUUGAAUCUUGUCGAAUGGGGUCCUCACUGGAAAUGGAAGAGACAAAGCUCACCCAUGGUUGGUGCAAAGCAAUCGUUGGAUACAAAUUUUUACCAGAAGGGGAGCCGAUUGGAGGACUACAACAGGGAAUAUCUUCCCUGAUCAUUCUCUCUGACGCGGAACACAUUGUCGAAAGGUUAGAAAGAGCGACUGCCUUAGGGCGGCCAGGAGAUGCCUCAAGCUUUUUUGGUGAUAGCCGUGCGUUGUUUAGGGGAGUCCUUGUUUGGUUAGCAUCCAAGAAAAAUCGAAUCUUGAUCUUGUCCUCACAAUAUAGAAAACGAAUAGAAGAUAUGGCUAGAGAGUUCCUUGACCACAACAAAUACGUGGGAGCUCUCGCCGUUCAAGUAUUGAAAGUAUUGUGGAACGAAAACGGAGGUCUACCUUUGGAAAUUUCGAAUUGGAAAACUGCUGCUUCUCCAAAGAGUCCUCCAAAACUUUUUACAGAAAUGAUUGAAGCAUUGAGCCGGUGGUGUGCUGCGGGUCUAAGCUCAACCGCGCCAACAUUUCGAUCGCUCAGUCACAUCGUGGCUACCAGUUUUUCUCGUCUUGGAAGCAUGCAUCUACGAGAGUUUAUUUUGGAACAAGGUUACCAACAAUGGACUAUUGCUAUCCUUCAAUUUUGCAUCUCCAACAUCGGCAAGAUGCAAGAAGAUGAUCGACUUGUCCUUAGUGAAGAAGCUGCAAGGCUCUUGCUAGAAGGCUUCGAGGAAAGUAGGCUCGUUCAAGAUGCUAUCAGAGAAAAUGAAUAUAUUUUUCAAAGAUGCUCAACGGAAAUGAUUUCUCAGGGGCUCGUACAGCUACUUUCGAAGCGUGUUGACAAGGAAGAAAACCAGGUAUCGGUUGGAAUUGUUUUGAACGCUCUAAUGCAGCUUUUACGUCCGGAGCCUCAGACAGAUAAUGUUUUUUCAAGCACUCAAUCAUUGGUUACAGCCCUUUGCUGUGUCGAAGGCGAAAUAGACCUCUUGCGCCGGGACACCGUGAUAAGAAAGCUUUGUACUUUGAUCGGAAGAUGUUGGAGGCAACGGCUACUUUUUGGGACGGACAACGACGAUUUGACUUCUUAUGGCCUCGUUCUCCUUGAGAUAGGAGAAUCUAUGGUGAAGUGCCCCUCAAGUUUAGCAUGCCUUGCAUUAUUUGGAGAAUUGGUGGAAGGGCCAAGCGCACAAACAGAGGUUGGAGGUACUCAAAUCAAGCGCAUGUGUUUUGGUGUCAAGAGCGUUCUAGAGUUUUCGAUAUCCCGCCUUGCCCUGAUUUCAAGCAAAGUGUCGGAAUGCGCGGCUGACAUCGUCUUUCAUCGGCUUUUGCCAUUUCUUCUAUUGCGUACGGUUCCUCCUUCGCUUUUUAAAAUGCACAUCAGAGAAAAUGUUUCAGAGUUUAGGCGAAAAGGCGUCUUGAAUCUCUAUGUACUGCUGGCAGAUCAUGUAGCAAGUUGCCUUGGUGUUGACCCGUCUUCAGACGUAGACGAUGAUUACAACGUAAAUGAACGUCGCCUCGCGGCAGAAAUCGCUGGGCGCUUCAUGCCUUUCGGUGUCGACGCUAGCGACUUGUCGAUGUCAAUGAACCUUGAAGGUUUUUCUGUCUUUCAUCGGCUUUUCUUGCCUUCCUACUCAAGACUUCUAGAGAAUCUUCGAGACGGAGACGCCCAAGGGAGUUGGCCUCAAUCUAUAAGGUCUGCGAAAGCAGUUCUUUUCGUGGUCUGCCAGUAUUUUUUGCAUGCAGACUACUCCAAGUACGGAAAAGAACUUACGGUUGUAGCAUCGUCCGCAAUCGAAACUCUUCUGUUCCAUCCGAACUACCGAAGGGGAAGUUCUUUUGAUAUAGAGCACCUUCAGAGUGGUUGCAUAGAGUUUAUAUCUUAUUGCAUCGAAAGAGCAAGCGAAGAAGGCUUCGCUGACAAAUUUUGGGAAGUAGCUCUUUGUCGGACCGAUGUAUCGAAGGAAGUGCCCAUGUUCUACACCUCUUGGAAUGCUGCAGUUCGGCAUAUUGCUUCCGAAGUGUAUUCUAUUCUGGAAAACAAUGUCUUCGCUUCGAAACUGCUGUCAGGCACUGACCUCACGGGAACAAGACCAAGACCUGAUUCUAGAUUUGAUGCUAACCGUUUCGCCGAACGAUCUCUACGAGUUGCUCUUUGGGACGCUCUACUUCGAGUAGCAAAGCGCGCCCCGGAGAGGUCGUUGACCGAGUUUUCGAAGACAACUGGACCUUGGAUACUCAGGUGGGGAACCGAGAAAAUUCAUGGCAGAGGACACCCGCAAGAUCACAUGUGUGUCGCUGUGGCAUUUGAAACGCUCUUUCUUGUUUGCACCAGGUUACAGUCACUUGACAUGAUCCAUCUUCCAGGGAGAGAUACUUCCGAUGGUAUUCAAAUAGCGUGCAACUGGUGCUUUCGCACAUUACAAUAUCCUGAAGACAGAGACCAACCCGAGAUUCAAGAUAUGCAGGAAGCGGCCGUUAAGCUUUUGACUGCACUCAUUACGCUCGAUAAAACAAAUAGCGAAUCGUCGGUCCCAGGUCGGUCCACAUGUUCACUCAAGGCGUUCACAAGGACUCUCGCGGAAGGUUUGCUGUCGACCGUUUCCAAAACUAUAUGAAAUAUGGUUUUGGUGAUCUCCCUAAAAGAUCCACCACUCGUUCAGAUGCCUAAUCCUAGAGGAUAGCUACGGCGGUCAAAGUUGCACUAAAUUUUGAUUUGGCGUAGGACCUCGACAAUGACGUCAACUUCUUUGCUGAGAAAGAUCAAUACCUUCUCGAUUGACUCUAGUCCUUCCGAACCAAUGCUAUUGCCAUUUACUGCCAUAACAACAUCGCCAAUCUUCAUGCCGUCUAUCGAAUUAUUUUCGUGGCAUGCCGUCACAGACAGAAGACUAUUUCGGGUAAGCGGAAUUUGGGUAGCUUCGAAACCCAGAUACCAUCUAUGACGCAAAGAUGGGCGAUAUAAACGAGCGAAAAUAUUUUCAGUAAAUGCAUCAGGUUCCAGUUCUGAAGUCAGGGGACGAUCCAGCCUUCCCUUCGAUAGAGGUUCGGGUAGGGUUUUCUCGUCGACUUCGUUUUCCGAGUCGCUUGUGUCUCUUGCGCUGCUUGUAAUACUUUGUAGCUCCGGAGCCAGAGCAGUGCCAGGCAUGUCCAAGUGUCCUGGCGUGUCCUCGUUCUGUGGCGAUUCAAGCGAAAAUAGAGCGUGCUGAAACAAACCCCUAUGUCCGGCGUGCUCUGGGGCCUUUCUGUUGGAAGGCUGACUUGUACCAUCGCUUGAAAAGUCUCGGUGAUAUGGGCAGCGAAACUUAGGAUGGCUUUCCUUAAAUUUCCAGCCUGUUGAUUUUGCGCAAGGGAAGUGGU
Phaeodactylum tricornutum CCAP 1055/1 is the source of this 4825-nucleotide messenger RNA. RefSeq lists its product with no specific name. The record is from RefSeq and is a predicted model, not a curated record. Bases 1 to 4083 code for a protein of 1360 amino acids. The transcript is spliced from 3 exons. NCBI's taxonomy places the organism in Eukaryota, Bacillariophyta, Bacillariophyceae, Surirellales, Neidiaceae.